AUGAUUCCACGAAAAUACGCUAGUGAUACUUCGAAACGUAAAGCGAAACAGAAACAUGAAGAUUUUAAAAAUAAACUACCGAAACUGACCAACUUCUUUCCUGCCGAAAUAAAAACUGGAGGCACUAUUGCUAAUGAAGAUGACGAUAAGAUUCAGCAAAUCUCGGUGUUAACAUUAAAUUCGGUACUUUCUACUAAUAGUGAUGAACUCAGUAUUAAGGAUGCUGUCAUUUGUAAUGAACACUCAGAUGACAGUUGUGACAUGAAUAAUCAGAACGUAAUAAGCAGGAAAGCCAAGCUCGUCAUAGAACCUGUAAAUAAAGAUCCCUUUCUGUGGCCCAUGGAAAUGCAUGAUGAUGUGAGACAAAAGUAUUUGGAUAAAGGCUAUGAAUAUUUUCAGAAAAAAGAUAACAAUUUUCAAGCUUCUGUUAGACAAUAUAAAGAUCAAAACAGAUUUUUAUCUUCGAAGGUUUUUUCACGAACUUUGGCUAACGGUGAAAAAUGCACGCGAAAAUGGUUGAUAUAUUCAGAGUCUACUGGGAAUGUUUUCUGUUACGUUUGUAAGCUUUUUAGUGGAAAUAAUACAAACACAUUUGUAAACGGCGGAUUUAGCAAUUGGAAGAAAGCAGAAGAAAAGAUUAGUGGACAUGAAAAUAGUGCAGAACACAAAAAAUGCAUGCUUACUUGGCUCACAUUCGUGCAUGAAAAAUCACAUAUUAAUAAUUAUAUGGCUAAGCAGCUACAAGAUGAGAUUAAGUAUUGGACUGAAGUUUUAAAACGCAUUGUCGAAGUAAUUCGUUUUCUUUCUGCACGCGGUCUUGCUUUUCGGGGCGAGCAUGAAGUGAUUGGUUCUCCAAAUAAUGGAAAUUACUUGGGUGUUUUGGAACUGAUUUCUAAAUUUGAUCCAUUCUUAAAAAAACACUUUGACUUGCAUGCAAAUCAAGGUCGCGGGCACGUUUCCUAUUUGUCAAAAGAUAUUUGUGAAGAAUUUAUUCACAUGAUGGCUAACAAAGUUAAGAACGAAAUUCUUAGCCAAAUUAAGAGAGCAAAAUAUUUCAGCCUUAUUGUAGAUUCGACACCAGAUGUAUCUCACGUUGAUCAGUUAUCUAUUGUAUUCCGGUACUGUUUGGAUGGUUGUGUGUAUGAACGCUACUUUUGCUUUUUACCUAUUAAUAGCCAUACUGGAGCAUCAUUGAAUGAAACAAUAUUACAAGUUCUUCGCAAUAAUGAAAUUGACAUUGUUUACUGUCGAGCGCAAACUUAUGAUAAUGCCAGUAACAUGUCUGGAAAAUACUCGGGAUUACAAGCACGAAUUAAAGAAGUUAAUCCUCUUGCGUAUUACGUUCCUUGUGUAGGACACUCACUAAAUUUAGUUGGCGAAUGCAGCGUAGAUGAAUGUAUCGAUUCUGUAAAUUUUUUCCGGUUUGUACAACAACUUUAUGCUUUCUUUUCCAUUUCUACGCAUCGUUGGAGCAUAUUGCUAAAACACGCGAGCACUACAUUAAAAAGUUUAUCUUCUACAAGAUGGUCAUGCUGCGAUGAUGCCAUUACUGCAUUAGCUCAGAAUUAUUUAGAAUUAUAUAAUUCAUUGUAUGAGAUUGAGCAAAGUGAAGAAGAAAAGACCGAAACUCGUCACGAAGCAAUGUCCUUAAAAAACAAAUUAACAAAACUAGAAACUGCAUUUAUGACAGUUUUUUGGCAUCGAGUUCUUCAACGAUUCAAUAUAACUAGCAAAUUUGUGCAAAAAAUCGAACUCGACUUGAUUACGGCUAAUGAUAUGCUACACUCGCUAGUUAAAUUUAUUAGUGACGUAAGAAAUGAUUUUGUAGCAAUAGAAAACGAUUCUAAAAAUUUAGGCUCUUUUGUACAACAAAAAUAUUCUGAUACACAGAAACGAAAAAUUAAAAAAAAAUGUGCAGAUAAUGUAACGGAGAUUCAAAAUUUAAAUGGUUGCGAAAAAUUCCGUAUUGAAUCAUUUAAUGUAAUCAUUGACAAACUUCGAGUUGAAUUAGAAAAACGAAGUUCGGCGUAUAAUCACAUAACAAAGUUAUUUGGCUUUCUAACUAAAUUGAUGACCAUCGAAAUCGAUGAAAUGCGAGAGUGCGCUAAUCGUCUUGUUAGCAUUUAUUCUCAUGAUUUAGAAAGUAGUUUAGGUUGCGAACUGGAACAAUUUAUUCCGUUUAUAAAAACUAGCUUCAAAAAUGUUACAUUCUUUCCAUUGGAUAUUUUAAAAUGGAUGUGCGAUCGAAAACUUGAAGAAGUCUUUCCAAAUAUAUACGUAGCAUUUAGACUAUUUAUGACAAUACCGAUCGCAAAUUGCGAGGCCGAGCGAUCGUUUUCUAAAUUAACUAUAAUAAAAAAUAAAUAUCGAUCCACAAUGACGGAUACUAGAUUAUCGUCAUUAGCAUUAUUAGCAAUAGAGAGCGAAUUGCUAAAAAUCUUGAAUUUAAUGAUUUAA
Nylanderia fulva is the source of this 2457-nucleotide messenger RNA. The record is from RefSeq and is a predicted model, not a curated record. NCBI's taxonomy places the organism in Eukaryota, Metazoa, Arthropoda, Insecta, Hymenoptera, Formicidae.